UUGUUUAAGGAAAGUGAGUGAGAGAGAAGGUUGAAAGAGACCAAUGGCGGAUAAGGGAACCAGCCUAGAGGAAAUAAAGAAAGAGAAUGUCGACCUUGAGCGCAUACCGGUUGAUGAAGUAUUUGAACAACUGAAAUGCUCAAGAGAAGGUUUGACAAACGAGGAAGGACAGAAGAGGCUCCAAAUCUUUGGUCCAAAUAAACUAGAAGAGAAAGAGGAAAGCAAGAUUCUGAAAUUUUUGGGUUUUAUGUGGAAUCCUCUCUCAUGGGUCAUGGAGUUUGCUGCUAUCAUGGCUAUUGUUUUGGCUAAUGGAGGGGGACAGCCCCCGGACUGGCAGGACUUCGUUGGUAUUGUGGUAUUGCUUUUCAUCAAUUCUACUAUAAGCUUCAUAGAAGAAAACAAUGCCGGCAAUGCCGCAGCCGCCCUUAUGGCGGGCCUUGCUCCCAAAACCAAGGUGUUGAGAGAUGGAACAUGGACUGAGCAAGAGGCUUCAAUUUUAGUCCCUGGAGAUGUGAUCAGCAUCAAGUUGGGAGAUAUUGUUCCGGCAGACGCUCGUCUAUUGGAGGGCGACCCGCUCAAGAUUGAUCAGGCUGCACUGACUGGCGAGUCUUUGCCUGUAAAUAAGAAUCCUGGUGACGAAGUCUUCUCUGGGUCUACUUGCAAGCAGGGUGAGAUUCAGGCGGUUGUCAUAGCCACCGGUGUCCACACUUUCUUUGGUAAGGCUGCUCAUCUUGUUGACAGCACUAAUCAACAAGGGCACUUCCAAAAGGUGUUGACAUCCAUUGGAAACUUCUGCAUAUGCUCCAUUGCAAUAGGGAUGGUUAUAGAGAUAGUGGUGAUGUACCCAAUUCAGAACAGGCCAUACAGAAGUGGAAUUGAUAAUCUUUUGGUGCUUCUCAUUGGAGGGAUUCCAAUUGCCAUGCCAACAGUAUUGUCUGUGACAAUGGCCAUUGGCUCACACCGCCUUUCACAUCAAGGUGCUAUCACAAAGAGGAUGACAGCCAUUGAAGAGAUGGCUGGAAUGGAUGUCCUUUGCAGUGACAAGACUGGGACUCUUACUCUCAAUAAGCUUACAGUAGAUAAGAGCAUGGUUGAGGUAUUUGUUAAGGAGAUCGACAAGGACACCAUGAUUUUGUAUGCAGCUAGAGCCUCUAGAGUUGAAAAUCAGGAUGCUAUUGAUACUUGUAUUGUUGGAAUGCUGGGAGACCCCAAAGAGGCUAGAGCUGGUAUCACGGAGGUGCAUUUCUUGCCAUUUAAUCCAGUGGAAAAGCGUACAGCCAUAACAUACAUUGAUUCCGAUGGAAAUUGGCACAGAAUAAGCAAAGGUGCACCGGAGCAGAUCAUUGAGCUGUGCAAUCUUCGUGAAGAUGUAAGCAAGAAAGCUCACGCUAUCAUUGGUAAGUUUGCGGAUCGUGGACUUCGAUCACUUGCAGUUGCUAGACAAACAGUUCCAGAGAAAACCAAAGAGAGCACAGGAACUCCCUGGCAAUUUUUGGGCCUCUUGCCUCUCUUUGAUCCUCCAAGGCACGAUAGUGCAGAGACCAUUCGUCGUGCCCUCGAUCUUGGUGUCAAUGUCAAGAUGAUCACUGGUGACCAGCUUGCCAUUGCCAAGGAGACUGGUCGCAGGCUUGGUAUGGGAACCAAUAUGUAUCCAUCUUCAGCCCUCCUCGGUGAUAACAAGGAUGACUCUAUGGCCGGACUACCAGUUGAAGAGCUUAUCGAGAAGGCAGAUGGCUUUGCUGGAGUGUUUCCAGAACACAAAUAUGAGAUUGUGAAGAAGCUACAAGAAAAGAAGCAUAUCUGUGGAAUGACUGGAGAUGGCGUGAAUGAUGCUCCGGCCUUAAAAAGAGCAGACAUCGGCAUUGCAGUUGAUGAUGCUACUGAUGCAGCUCGGGGUGCAUCCGAUAUUGUGCUAACAGAGCCAGGCUUGAGUGUAAUUGUGCAUGCUGUCUUAACAAGCAGAGCCAUUUUCCAGAGAAUGAAAAAUUACACCAUCUAUGCAGUGUCUUUAACCAUACGUAUUGUGCUGGGUUUUAUGCUCCUAGCUCUUAUCUGGAAGUUCGAUUUCUCACCAUUCAUGGUUCUAGUCAUUGCCAUACUCAACGACGGAACCAUCAUGACCAUUUCUAAAGACAGAGUGAAGCCAUCUCCUCUCCCAGACUCAUGGAAGCUCAAGGAGAUCUUUACUACUGGCAUAUUCCUCGGCAGCUACCUUGCUGUCAUGACUGUCAUAUUCUUCUGGGCUGCUUACAGUUCAACCUUCUUCACAGAUAAGUUCGGAGUGAGACCUAUAAAUAAGAACUACCAUGAGCUCACAUCAGCAGUCUACCUCCAAGUAAGUAUUGUGAGUCAAGCACUGAUCUUUGUCACCCGGUCCCGGAGCUGGUCUUUCAUGGAACGCCCGGGUCUUCUACUUGUCACUGCCUUCUUUAUCGCACAACUGUUGGCUACACUCAUAGCUGUAUAUGCAAAUUUUGGCUUUGCAAAAAUUCAUGGUAUUGGCUGGGGAUGGGCUGGAGUUAUAUGGCUCUACAGCAUUGUCACCUAUUUUCCAUUGGAUGUUAUCAAAUUCCUGGUUAGAUUUAUCAUAAACGGCAGGCCCUGGGAUACCCUCCUCCAGAAGAAGACUGCUUUCACAACAAAGAAGGAUUACGGUAAGGGAGAACGAGAGGCACAAUGGGCUCUGGCGCAACGUACCCUCCAUGGACUGCAGCCUCCUGAACCUGAAAGGGGCUAUAGGGAGUUGUCCGAGAUUGCAGAGCAGGCGAAGAGGCGUGCCGAAGUUGCCAGGCUAAGAGAACUUCACACACUCAAAGGGCAUGUUGAGUCUGUGGUGAAACUGAAGGGACUUGACAUUGAUACCAUUCAACAGCACUACACUGUUUAAGUGAAAGGAUGCAGGAGUUUCAAAAGAAGAUCAUUUCAAUUUUGGAAUAACCCUUGAUUUUACAAGAAGGUAGAGAAGUUUUGGAAUAAUCCAACAGAAGAGAUUGUCCCUCCGGCAAUCCCAGGUUGAGAAAAUUUUGGAAUAAGCGAAUUUACUGUAUACUCUACUAUUAUAGUAUAUGCGUAUUCUUGCUACCUUUUUUUCAAUCAAUAAAUCCAAUUUUGCAGGCAUUCUUAUCUUCGUCCCCUGUUGAAA
Messenger RNA from Mangifera indica (mango), 3142 nucleotides. Its product is annotated as ATPase 9, plasma membrane-type. Gene Ontology annotation, biological process: proton export across plasma membrane; regulation of intracellular pH. Bases 44 to 2887 code for a protein of 947 amino acids. NCBI's taxonomy places the organism in Eukaryota, Viridiplantae, Streptophyta, Magnoliopsida, Sapindales, Anacardiaceae. Gene Ontology annotation, cellular component: plasma membrane. The record is from RefSeq and is a predicted model, not a curated record. The transcript has 15 exons. Gene Ontology annotation, molecular function: ATP binding; ATP hydrolysis activity; P-type proton-exporting transporter activity.